Messenger RNA from Colletotrichum gloeosporioides, 1164 nucleotides. RefSeq lists its product as uncharacterized. The transcript has 3 exons. NCBI's taxonomy places the organism in Eukaryota, Fungi, Ascomycota, Sordariomycetes, Glomerellales, Glomerellaceae. The record is from RefSeq and is a predicted model, not a curated record. The coding region runs from base 1 to 1164 and encodes 387 amino acids.
AUGGCCUCCGAUACCAAGUACGACUCCCGCCUGGAAGAGGGACUGCUGCCUGUCGACGAGAAGAGGGAUUCCACCAUUUCCAGACCGUCCAAGGAACCUACCAAGAAGAUGGCAGGCCCACGCCGUGUCCUGCUCGGCGUUGUUGUGUGCGGCUUGAUGACCCUCAGUCUUGCUUCAGUCAUCGGUCACCGGGGCAUGCCUUGUGCAAGGGACCAUCACACCAAAGCCCAGGUUGUGAUCAGUGAGGAAGACCUCAACAACCCUGCCAAGGCCGAUCUCCUCCACAGACUGCUCCAUGCCUACUUCCCAGACAGGUACCAGGAUGGCGUAUACGCCUCUGACAAGGAAGCUUUGGAGGCUGUCCAGGCUGAUGAUGCCGACCUCGCCUCUGCCUUGCUCCAGCUGGCCAAGCGUCAGGACAACACCACGACCUCUGCUGCUACCGAGGCUUCCCAGACGCCGUCCGCCAGUGUAGCCGCCACAACUUCUGAGUCUGUGGCCAACACGCCGACCUCAGCCCCGGCUACGUCCGCCGCUGAGCCUACCACAUCUGCUGCUCCAGCAGAGACGACUACAUCUCAGGCGCCGGCCGUCCAGACGACCACGACCACGACCCAGCAGCCGCAGGAGACCACCACCCCUCAAACCACCACCACUCCGGCUCAGGAGACGACUACUACGACACCGGCAACUUCAGCAGCAGCCCCUACUACUGGUACGUCACAAACGGAGCAGGCUACUUCUGCUGCUCCUACUACUACUACUACCACUGCCGGGCCGCCGUCCGCCUCUUCUGAGAUUCAGACGACGACUCGUGGGGUCUACGAGUGCGUCCGCGUCGGGUACGUCUACCUCCUCUCCUCCCGAGACUACUACGGCCGUGACAUCCUCGUCCCCCAUAACCUCGAGUGCGCCUUCAUCGUCUGUGUCCGAAUCUGCAACGUCCUCUCUACCUUCACCUCCACCGCCUCCAACGGCGACGUCGUUCUCGUGACGGCUACCUCCGUCGUCGCCGUGGCCCCCGACGCCGAGCCGACUUCCACCUCCGGAAGCGGCGGCGGCGGCGGCGGCCUUCAGAACGGCGCCGUCCCCAUCGGCAGCGUCUCGUUCGGCGUGCCCGUCGCCCUCGCCGGAUUCGUCGCCGGCGCCAUGCUCCUGCUUUAA